Stegodyphus dumicola is the source of this 4628-nucleotide messenger RNA. RefSeq names its product rho family-interacting cell polarization regulator 2-like. The record is from RefSeq and is a predicted model, not a curated record. Lineage: Eukaryota; Metazoa; Arthropoda; Arachnida; Araneae; Eresidae.
UACAUGUUCUUAUGAGAAGUAGAGAAGUUAAGCCAAGUUUUUGAAAUAGACGCCAGAUUGCGCCACUUGCAGCCCGAACGUUUGUUUAAUAAUACUAUUUUUGAUUUUAAUCUUCAGUGUAGUGAAGAUUGUUCGUCGUGUGAUUCGCUGUACUGGUGUGAAAGUUUUAUAUGGACUUGCUUGGACUCCAAUUUUAUUUCGGAGUAUUUCAUUUUUAGACAAUUUUGAUUUUAUUAUAUCAUAUGUCACUGAAUGAAAAAAAGCGACAUAAGCAACUUCCAGAUAUCUACUUAUCGGAAGGCAUAUCUAGAAGCAAAUCGUUUGCAGGACUCUCUCACAGACGGACAUAUUCUGUUGAUUUGACAUCUUCUGGGGGAUUUUUUGGACCCAGUUCUACUUUAAGUUCAGCGAGGCAUUACCUCCAUGGUCUUGCUCAUUUAAAGCCAAAGAAGCUUCGUAAAGCACCUCAACCUGAGCAAGCACAAAUAGUCUUUGAUAUCAUAAGCAAAGGAUUGAAGGAUUGCAUUGCUGUGACUCAAAAUGAAAUAUCAAGUUUUAGAAUUGCAUUUGAUAAUGUAUCAGUGUCUUCUCUUCAAUCUCAAGGCAGACUGUAUGAAUUAGAGAAGCAAGUGAAAGCACAUGAAAGAUAUUUGAAGAGCCUAGAGUUUCAUCUUGCAAAGCUUGAAGAAGUAAAGGAGCAGUAUGAUGUGCAACAGAGAAUGCGAGUUGGAAUUCGUAGCAUGGGUCAUGCCUUUGUUUUAUCUCCUGGUAAAGAAAAAGAGACUGCCUUACAAAGCAUAAAAGCUGAAUUCAAAGAGUGUACAGAAGUUAUGUGUACAUAUGAAAACCACUUGGAAUUACUUAUGGGAACAUUGCAGUUUGAAAUGAAAGGUAUCCAAGGUUUUGCUAGAAUUUGUUCUGGUGAUGUAUUUGAAGUUGUUCUUAAGCAUGGAGAUCAGAAAUGGAAGACUCGUGGCAGAGUUGCGAGAAAUGGAGAGCAGUUGUGGGAGAACAAAUAUGUUUUAUUUAAAUCUCUUUUUAAUGAACCCCUUUGUAUAAAGGCUGUUGAAGUGAGAGGAUUGGGGAAAAACAUUUUGUUAGGAAAUAAAUUCUGUGAAACCCGAGAUUUAUUUAGUCCUCAUCCUCAGCAAAUGACUAUUAAUCUAAAUCAGUCUGGAUCAUUGAAGCUAAACCUUGUAAUAACAUGGAAUUCUAUUUCUGCAUCAGCAGAAAAAAUAUGUGUACCUGUACCUCCUUCAGCCGGGAUGCCUUAUUCUUGUGAUCGUCAUAAUAUUAGCCAGUCAUCAAUACAUGAAGUAGAAAAUCUCAGCGAGCUUUCAUUAUCAGAAAAAGAGGGCACACAGCAUAAUGCUAAUUUCUGUGAUAUUGGACAAAGUUGUAGUAGCGAAAGUACAAGUGCUUCUGCCCAAAGUUCAGCAUUUACAAGUCCUGAUGUGGAAGCCACCUUUAAAUAUUGCCCUUGUAGUAACUGUGAUUUCAUUCCUUGUCCAAGUGAAGAAAACUCAGAGAGUCACAGUGUUUCAUCUUCGGACUCUCAUGCUUCUGGCUCUAAUUUAAAAGACAUACUUAAAAGCAUAUCUUUAAUACUGGAUGAUAAUUUAGAAUCUUAUCCUGAAGUGAAUGAAUUUUCCCAAGUGUUAAAAAGCAUUAACAGAUUUUUAAAGGGGGAAAAUGACAGUACAUCUGGUUCAAGUAUUAGUAUUUCCAUUGAAAGUGCUCUUGGUUGUUUUGAUUUCUUAAACACUGCAAUUGAAAGUGAAGAAUUUGAAAAUGCAAAUGACAGAAUUUCAGAGGACAACAAUAUAAAGCCAUGUGAUCAAAAUAGUGCAUCAGAUAUCCACAUACUGCCUUUCAAUAAAGAAAACUGUAGAAGCAAUUUGGAUUUAACAUCUUUUAAUGUUUCAUCAGGCAAUGAACAAAUUGAUGUGGUUUUGACAGAACAUUUGGUAUAUUGUUCAAAAUUGAUUUCAUCUCUUAAUGCUAGCCAACAUAUGAAGCUUAUUGAAAAUUAUAAUUUGAAGAAAUUAAAAAAGCAAAACUCAUGUCUGGUAGAUCUUUUAAAAGUUUUGAAAAUGGCUACUUCUGUCACUUUAGAUGACUUCUUUGAAGAAAGUGAUGUAGAUGUUCAAAAACUCUGGAGGACUGUGGCUGGAAAAAUGUUAUAUUGUGUAUCAGAAAAUUUCUGUGCUGAAAUGGAAAAAGUCAUUACAAAAAAGGCCGUUCUAGAUGGUUAUAUGGCUUCUGUAGUAUCUCAUCAUUUAGUUUGUGAAAUUUUGGAUUCUGGUCACUUUGAUUCAACAUCUCGCAUUUCUGUUUUGCACUUCAAAGCAUUCUUUUCUAGCUCUCAAAGCCCAGAUUCAGUUCUUUUAGAGUUUGUAGCAGAUGCUAUGGCAGCUGAAGAUUUAAAAUGCCGUGAUGUUCAAAAGGCAUUUGCUGCAGUAUCAGUUUUAUCAAAAAUUGUUCCAUCAUCUCAUUCCUUGUACCUGAUCGGUAGUCUACUUAUUGAAACUAAUACUGAACUUCAAAAUAUAGCUGGUUGUUACUUGAAAUCUGUAUGUUCCAAGGAGGAUUUAAAAGAAAAGGUAAUUUUGAAGUAUCUGAGAAUGCUUUAUUCAGAGACUCCUACUGUUAGACUUGUAUCUUGUGUGGCAUUAGAGAUGUUGCAAGCAAAACAUUUCUCUGAACAACUUUCGUAUGUAGCUGAUAAUGACAAUGAUGCUUGUGUUCGAGAAGCUGCUAAUAAUGCUCUGUGCAAGUUUGAAAAGAUGGCAGUUCAAGAUAGUGUUUGACUUGCAUUGAUAGAAACUUACAGAAAGGUACCAAAAUAAAAAGGGGUAAAAAUAAGCAAAUGAUGCUGUUGAAGAAUUUGUUUGAUGGUACUUUCAAGACAACUAGUAAUAUUGAGUGCAGCUUUUUAAAUAUAUUAUCAAGCUGUGCAUCAAAGAAGAAACUUUUAAAGUAUUCUAAAUUCUGGUCAUACUCAAUGUUACACGCAUUUGCUUAAGUUGAGAAAUUAGAGAAUACGUGUAAAUAUAUUUCUAACUUGUGCUGCAUAUGAGAGCUUAUAUUUUGUCUUUGUUCUCAAACUGAAUAUUAUAUUUUAUCAUUAUGCCAAAGAUAUUUCUUUACAUAAAAGUCAUUUUAUAUUUCCUAAGUGAAUGUCAUCUGUAGUAUAUCAGCAGCUUUAGCUACUUGUUUUCCUAUUUUAUAACUGUUUUAAACCUUUGUUUCAUGUCAUAAUUUUUUAAAUUUUGUUAUUAGUGACUGUGUACAGGGUUUAACUUGUUAUUGAAUUUCAGUAACUCAAGCAAAGAAUCCCAGCUUACCUUCUGUGCAUAUAUUUGUUGAUUACAAAACUACCUGUUACCUGCUAGUGCAUUGCUUUUCCAUUAGUGGCCAUAUUUUGAUAUACCAAAGAUAUUUUUGUUGUUAGUUGGUAAUUAUUUACAGCAGUUUACCUGAUUUUGUUUGAUGAAAAUAUUUUUACUUACCAUUUGUUAUUUUGAUGCCAAAUAUGCAUUCCUUUUGUAAGAAUUUCAUGUUACUUCAAAAUAUAUAAUACUGUAUUUUACAUAGUUGAAUUGUAAUAAAUAUUAAAAAAAAAAAGAGAGAAAAGAAAGAGUAAAGAAGCAUGGUAUCUUAGUAUCAUUCAUUUUCUCCCCAUCCCUCUUGCUGCUGUUUGCUACUGUCUUAAGUACCAAAAUACUGCCAGUACAAUCAUUGCAAGAAGUCCUUAUAUGACCUUAACAUACUUAACAGAGAAGUUAUUAGCUAUAAAAAGUGAAAACUUUUAAUUUGAAUUCAAGUGGAAGUUUCAUGGAAAACUGAAUUGUUAAUAAUUUCGAAGUCAUCAAAACUACUAACUUUUUAAGUAACUGGGGACCUCACUUUUUUACUACACAAAAAGAAAAUAUUUGUGUGUAAAAAUCACAAUAUUCAUUCCACAUCACAAUAAAUUUAGGUAUGUAAUUCGUUAGAAAGUGCUAGCACUAAUUCCUGGUGUGCUAGAACAUGCAUUAAUUUGUGGUGGAAAUUUUUAUGGCAAGGUCAAUUAACUGAUUAAUUUGUAUAUUCUAUGAUAAUUACAUUCUAAUUGCUUUGAAUUUUUAUUAGCAAAUGUCAAAAUGAAGAAAGUAUGCAUUUCUGGAUAUGUAUUAUAAUUCAUAAAGGUGAGGACAAAUAAUAAUGUAAUUCGUUAGAAACUGCUAGCACUAAUUCUUAGUGUGCUAAAACACGCAUUUGUUUGUGGUCAAAAUUUUUAUGGCAAGGUCGAUUAACUGAUUAAUUUGUAUAUUCUAUGAUAAUUAAAUUCUAAUUACUUUGAAUUUUUAUUAGCAAAUGUCAAAAUGAAGAAAGUAUGCAUUUCUGGAUAUGUAUUAUAACUCAUAAAGGCGAGAGACAAACGAUGCAGCACUUUUGUUUUUAAAGACAUUUUCUGUAAUUUUUAUCAGCAGAAUUUUUUUUGCUUGCAAGUAAUGUAAUCAUCUAUGAUAUAGAUGAGAUGUAAAUAUUUGAAGUUUUGGCAAAAAAUGCACUAAAUUGUACUUAAUUUUAAAAACUGGUAUUUAUAUGAAAUUUUGCAAAAUUAAAGCAGUUUUUUUUUCCAU